AUGGCAGGGAAGGAAGAGUGGCAGAGAUUAGCUGACAUCAUCCAACAUUGGAACAACACCCGACUGGACCUGUUUGAGAUCAGUCUGCCAUGCAAGAACUUAGAGUUCCAUGGAGUAAUGCGGUUCUACUUUGAGGACCACGUUGCAGGGAACGUUGCCACCAAGUGCCUGCGUAUCAGCAGCACCACCACCACUGGAGAGGUUAUUGAAACACUGUCAGAGAAGUUCAGACCGGACAUGAAGAUGUUGAAUACUCCCUAUUUCCUGUUUGAGGUCCAUGCUAACAAGGAACGGCAGCUGGACCUGAGUGAAAAGCCUCUGGUUGUGCAGCUGAACUGGAACACAGACAACAGGGAGGGCCGCUUCCUACUCAAGAAGGAUAAGGACAUUAUUGACAACAGCCCAGAGAAAAAGAAGGGAGGCAUGAUCCAGAACUUCAAGAGGACACUGUCGAGGAAAGAGAAGAAGAAGGAGAAGAAGAAGACGGGAGAUGAUGCUGUUAACCACUCGGCAAAGCCUAAUGGGUCCACUAUGAGGAAAGAGAAUGGGCAGAUAUCAGCUUCUGUACCUGUGGAGAAGUCCUGGGCCAACAAGGAUAUUGUUUCUAACCCCGACACAACAGAAUGCAAGAAAAGUUCCACGUGGCGAGGCAUUAUAAAGCCCAUGGUCCGGAAGCAUAACCAGCAACAAGACUAUGGAACAAGGAAUGAAAGAACAGCUGAGGACCCCUUCCUCUCUGCAGUCAUCAACUACACCAAUAGUUCCACUGUCCACUUCAAGCUCUCCCCUGCCUACGUCCUGUACAUGGCCGGACGCUUCGUCCUCCACCGCCAUUAUAGUCACAGUCAGGAGACAUCACAGAGUCAUCGCCCCUCAGAGCACGCACACAGAGUCACCGCUACUAUCAACAAGAUGGUAGCCAUGACUGAGGUGGUCAUCCAGAAGCAGAAGUCCAUAGCUGGUGCUGUAGCCUUCUGGAUGGCCAAUGCCUCAGAGCUCCUGAACUUCCUAAAGCAGGACAGAGAUCUAAGCCCCAUCACUCUGCAGGCUCAGGAGAACCUGGCACACCUGGUGUACAAAGCUUUCAAGUGUUUGACUCAGUGUCUGCUGACUGAUCUGAGCAGACACUUGCCAGAAUUCCUUAUUUAUCCUGAGGGGAGUCAAUCACCUGCAGGAAUAGAGGGCGUACUGCAAACCUUGAUGGGUGCCAUGUCUCUGCUGCGUCGCUGUCGAGUCAACGCUGCCCUCACCAUCCAGCUUUUCUCCCAACUCUUCCACUCCAUCAGUGCCUGGCUCCUCAACAGGCUGCUGAGCCCCAGCCCCCAGGGAGAGGCCUGCUCUCUGGGCCUUAGGUCCAACUACUGGGGGGCCAUCCUCCGCCAGAGGCUUAGCCUGGUGGAGGACUGGGCAGAGAGGCAAGGUCUGGAGCUGGCCGCAGACUGCCACCUCAGCCGCAUCAUACAGGUAACAAUGCUGUUGACCAUGAACAAGUAUUCCAUGCAAGAUUCGGAGAACAUCCAGAAUACCUGCUUCAAGUUAAACUCCUUGCAGCUUCGAACACUGAUGACAAGCUACCUCUACGAUACCAACGAGCCCCGCAUUGCCCCUGGUGUGAUUGACAGGGUGGUGGCGGCUGCAGAAGCCAGUGCUGAUGAGUUGUUGUGUAGUGAAGGGCAGGACCUCCAGCUGGAGGAGGGGCCAGACCUCCACCUGCCCUUCCUGCUCCCUGAGGAAGGCUACUCCUGUGACACGGUCAAUGGCAUCCCGCAGGGCUUCAGAGAGUUCCUGGAACCUAUCUGCCGCAAAGGCCUCUGCACUCUGAUGUCUCACCCCCAGUCUGGUGGCACCUGGUCUAUCUUCUUCAACCGAGCAAACAGUUUCUUUGCACAGGACCCAAACCCGGUGCCACUGCAUAGAGAACUUGAGGUUGUGACUAUUACACUGAAGAAACCCUUGAACAGUGGAAUGGGGGUCAGCAUCGUGGCGGCCAAGGGAGCAGGACAAGACAACCUUGGGAUUUACGUCAAGUCUAUCGUCAAAGGAGGACCAGCAGAAAUGGAUUGCAGGUUAACUGCUGGGGACCAGUUGCUGUGUGUGGAUGGACACAGUCUCGUGGGCCUCUCGCAGGAAAGGGCAGCAGGCAUAAUGAUGCACACUGGGUCAGUUGUGACUUUACAGGUUGCCAAGCAGGGGGCAACAUGCCAUGGUCUGGCUGCCUUGCUAGAUGAACCACCUUCAGUAUCAACUACAGCUUUGGAUGGUAGUGGUCCCACCAGCAGCAGCCAUGCUAAGCCGAACGGCAAGGCCCUGAUCGUGUAUGACGGCAUGGAGCAGAGCUCUGGGCCCUCAGGUCUAUGGGGUAAUAACUCCCAUGGAGGGAACAGGAGACAGAGAGAACAGACCCUGCUGAAGAACAGACAGCUCUACCGCUCCAACCCUAACAUGAUCAGCCCAGAAGGAGAACCAGUUGUCCCAGCCAUCCCAACAGACAGUAAAAUCACUGCAGUCUCCACCAGCAACCUUCUGUGCUCUGACAUGUACCAAAGGGAAUACCUGACUCUACCAGCCCCUAGGUCUCAGGACAAGAAAACAGUAGCCUUUGAACUCCCACCUCAGGAGCCCAGAGUCUCGUUUAAUCUCGAUGGACAGAUCUCCAACAAGAGGACCUUGAUGCGGCAGGCCCUUUCACAGGAGAAUUUGUGCAUGGAUAAUGAUCGCCCCCUAGUGGACAAUAUACAUAAUGCAUGGAACCAGAACCAGCAGGAAAGCUACUACACCUCUUUUCCUAUGAAGCCUAGCAUCUCUACCCACGACAUACAUUACAAUCAUACUGUCAGCCUCUCCACUAAGACCCAACCGAGCCGCCACAACACAGGGUAUGGCUACUGGAGAACUCCUACGUCACACGACCCUUCGUCUGCCAUCCAGCCAAUACACAUAGACAUCCCUGCUACACGGCUUUCCAACACCCAGCCGCGCAGUCCAAUGACUACCUUCCAACAAACCCCCACUCUACUACCCGUGAAGAUGAACCAAAACCCUGAGGGUAAAGGCCAGGGACAAGCCCUCCUCAGCAAUCAGAAACAGGGGUCUCAUUAUCAACUGCCAGCCCAGCAUCGCCAAGCUACAUGUCCUCCUCCAUCCUCUGUGACCAUGAGGCAACCUCAGCCCUCACUCUCAUCCUCACAGAAGAUCCAACAACAACAAGCCUUGAGGAGGGUGCAAACAGCGACGUCCCAACUGUUCCCAACCCAGUCAAAAGACACAUCCCUCCAGAGACCUCCAGCUAAACCACAACCAGGGACCACCCCAGGACAUCAGGACCAAUACUUCAGCAUGAAUAAAGAGCCACCAUCAGAUGGCAACAAAAGUCUGUCUCCAGACCCAUGGAAGAGGGAUGCACGGGAGAAGCAACAGAAGCAGCAGAGACUACAGGUGGUCGACCUGUUGGAACAGGAGAUCCAGGAUCUGCAGGCUAAAGCCCAGCUCACACCAGAGGAGACCGCCAGGCUCCGUAGGCUCAACCUGGAGUGGCAAUUUCAACAGAGACUGCAGGAGUUCCAACAGAAUGGAAACGCUGAUGAUGAUGAGGAUGAUGACGAAGAAGAAGAUAGAGACACGUCAACAGGAGAAAAUGUUCAAGAGUCGAAUGAACUCAACGUAAACUUUGAUGAGAAGUGCUCGAAAGAAGGCCAGAAAGAGAACAACUUCAAAGGUGACGCAACCCCUGAGAAUCUCACAUUUAAGGAGCGCCAACGUCUCUUCUCCCUCGGAUCAAACGCCUCCAUCAAAGUCAAAGCCUUGUAA
Molecule: messenger RNA, 3807 nt
Organism: Oncorhynchus masou masou (cherry salmon)
Lineage: Eukaryota; Metazoa; Chordata; Actinopteri; Salmoniformes; Salmonidae
Product: afadin-like
Exons: 24
Coding region: 1-3807 (1268 amino acids)
Biological process (GO): regulation of protein localization; signal transduction
Cellular component (GO): adherens junction
Molecular function (GO): cell adhesion molecule binding
Source: RefSeq, a predicted model, not a curated record